Messenger RNA from Lepisosteus oculatus (spotted gar), 1343 nucleotides. RefSeq names its product lectin, galactoside binding soluble 3b (gene lgals3b). The record is from RefSeq and is a predicted model, not a curated record. Gene Ontology annotation, biological process: macrophage chemotaxis; neutrophil chemotaxis; eosinophil chemotaxis. Gene Ontology annotation, cellular component: nucleus; cytoplasm; immunological synapse. Gene Ontology annotation, molecular function: carbohydrate binding; laminin binding; IgE binding. NCBI's taxonomy places the organism in Eukaryota, Metazoa, Chordata, Actinopteri, Semionotiformes, Lepisosteidae.
GCUGAGACCGAAGCAAGUCUGAUGUCAGUGACUGGAUUAAUUAAGUCCACCAAAGCAGUUCAAACUGCUUCGAAAAACAGCCCCCCUGCCUGUUUAUCACAAUAUUUCUCUUAAUGGGUGUGGUCAUUUAAGAACCUGACAUUCGAGUCGAGGUGUGGUCUCGUAUGUGAACUGCAGGCUGUGAACCGCUUAACACUUCUGCGUGAGAGCUCGUCUUUGCUUUUUACCUGUACUGGAGACAACUUUCAGCAUCAACACGCAGAGUUGUUAAGAACACACGGUCUUCAUUUGCUGACAAAAUGAGCGAUGGACUUUCACUCACAGAUGCUCUGGGUGGGGAUCAACCAAGUGCUGGGCAAGCACAGAACAGCCCCUGGCCAGGCCAGCAGAGUGGCAGUGGGGGGCAGCCUGCUUGGCCUGGGCAACCCGGUCAACCAGCCUGGCCCGGGCAACCCGGUCAACCAGCCUGGCCCGGGCAACCCGGUCAACCAGCCUGGACUGGGCAACCCGGUCAACCAGCCUGGCCCGGGCAACCUGGUCAACCCAAUCAGCCAGGCUGGCCCAGUCAGCCCAAUCAGCCAGGCUGGCCCGGGCAACCUGGUCAACCUAAUCAACCAGCCUGGCCUGGUCAGCCAGCGUGGCCUGGGCAGCCUGGCCAGCAAGGUUGGCCAGGACAGCCUCCUCAGCCCACACCACCUGGGAACCCUGGAGAACAGCCAUGGUCAGGGGCGCCCGCUGCCCCUGUGAGUGGGCCCUUGUCUGUGCCGUAUACCCUGGAACUGCCCAGAGGAAUCUACGACAAGAUGUUGAUAACCAUCACUGGGGAGAUCAAGCCUAACCCUAAAAUGAUUACCUUAGACUUCCACAGAGACAAAGACAUCGCCCUUCACAUCAACCCGCGCUUCAACGACCAUGGGAAGAAGGUGAUAGUGAGGAACUCUCUGAUUGGCGACCGGUGGGGCCACGAGGAGAGGCAUAUUCGAGGAAACUACCCCUUUGUGGAGGGAAAGCCUUUUGAGAUGAAGAUCCUCUGCACCACAGACGAAUUCAAGAUAGCGGUCAACAAGGCUCACGUUCUGGAGUUCAAGUAUCGCAUACGAGACCUUCACAAGAUCAACAAACUGGUCAUCUACAAUGAUCUCACCUUGACCUCGGUGACUGUGGACACACUGACUUGAUGUCCCUGUAGGACAUCACAUUGUUGCUUGGGAGUUUCUAAACUGAAAAUAAGUAAAUCAUUAAAAUGGUUCCUCCUAAUUUUUACAGGGUGUGUAAAUUUAUGUUGCUGCUUUAAGCAACAUUAACAGCUCCAUUUUGUUUUUUGUCUUGUUAAAUGUUGCAGU